AUGCAGGGGGUCGGAAGACGUAUAUACGCUACAGCAACAGACGCAGCAGCAGCAGCAGAUGCUGCAGCAGCAAUUGCAACAGCGGCAGCAGAUGCAGCAGCAGCAGAUGCUGCAGCAGCAGGGGCAGCAGCAGCAGAUGCAGCAGCAGAUGCAGUAUGUGAAGCAGCAGCAGUUACAGCAGGUGCAGCAGAUGCGGCAACAGCAGCAGCAGAUGCAGCAGCAGCAGCAGCAGAGGCAGUAGGUGCAACAGAUGCAGCAGAUGCAGCAGCAGAGAAGCGUCGAUCAGCAGCAGCAGCUGCUGCUCCAGCUGCCCCUCUGGCGUCUGUUGCUGCAGCACCUCCACAAAAGCAGCAGCAGCAGCAUCAGCAGCAAGAACCCCAACAGCAGCAGCAGCAGCAGCAGCAGCAGCAGCAAGAAUUCCCACAACAACAGCAACGGCAGCAGGAAAAGGUUGACUCCUUGCUGCAGGAGCUGCGUUCUGACAGGACCCAGGCAGCAGCAGCAGGAGCAACAGAAGCAGCAGCAGCAGCUGCUGCUGCGCCAGCAUCAGCAGCAGCAGCACCAUCAGCAGCAGCUCGAGCAGAAGCGGCAGCAGAAUCGGCAGCAGCAGCACGAGGAGAAACAGCAGCAGCAGCAGCAGUAGCAGACGUAGCAGCAGCAGAAGCAACAGCAGCAGCAGCAGAAGAAGAAGCAGCAGCAGAAGUAGCAGCAGCAGCAGCAGCAGCAUCAGGACAGAGCAAGAAGCAGCAUUUGCUGCGCCGCUUGACACCGUUGGCUUUGACUUGGUGCCGUGUUGCUGCUGCAUUUGGGGUGUAUAUACAGCUGUUCGUUCCUGCUGCUGCUGCUGCUGCUGCUCCUUCAGCAGCAGCAAUUAUAUUUGCUGCUGCUGCAGCAACUGACUGGCUAGAUGGGUACUUAGCGCGGCGUUGGGGUGUAUGUACACCUGCAGGUGCAGCACUAGAUGCUGCAGCAGAUAAGCUGCUGGUUGUUGCUGCUCUUGGUGGGGUUUCUGCUGCUGCUGCUGCUGCUGCAGCUGCUCCCCCUGCUGCUGCUACUGCAGCAGCAGCAGCAGCAGCAGCAGAAAAAGGCAUGGCGCUCGUGCGGUUGCUGCAGCCUGCAGUAUCUUUGCUGCUGCUGCGCGAAGUAUUUGUGCAGGCGUUGCGGCAGCAGCUGCAGCAGCAGCAGCGGGAGCAUGUUGCUGCUGUUUCUUAUUUAGGAAAGGUGAAGACAGCAGCAGAGAUGUUCUCCUUGACUCUGCUGCUGCUGCUGCUGCCGCAGCAGCAGCAGCAGCAGCAAACUCACGUGGGAAGGUCGGCAGCAGCAGCAGCAGCAGCAGCAGCAGCUGGCUGGUCCUCGAAGGCGUUUUCUUUGCUGCUGCAGCACCCUGCUGCAGCAGCGAAAUCAGUAGCCACAGCAGCAGCAGCAGCAGCAGCAGCAGCAACUUGCAGCCUCAGGUCUCUCUUGGGGCUUCCGGUGCACAUACCUCCUCAGCCUUCUCUCUUAGCUUGCUGCAGCAAGGUGCUGCAGCAGGCAGGAGCAGCAGCAGCAGCCGCUGCUGCUGCUGUACUCUGCAGUGUAGACAGAUUUGCUGCGGCGGCCAGCGACAUGCAGCUGCUGCCUCCUGCUGCUGCUUGCAACAAGGCUGCUGCUGCACUUGCUGCUGCUGCUGCUGCGGGGGAUCGCUCGCUGCCUGUACGGCUGGGGCUCCGCACAGCAGCAGCAGCAGCAACAGCAGCAGCAGCAGCUUCGCGGGGUGUUGCAGCAGCAGCAACAACAGCAGCAGCAGCAGGGCAGCGUCUCUGCAUGCACCCUCGUUUAAAAGCUUUUGCUGCUGCUGUGGGGAGACGCCGAUUGGUGCGGCCCUUUGUUGCUGCUGGAUCUGCAGCAGCAACAGCAGCAGCAGCAGCAGCAAACAGCAGCAGGGAUGCACUGCGGUCAAAAGUAGCAGCAGCAGCAGAAACAGCAGCAGCAGCAGCAGCAGCUCAGACGUAG
Molecule: messenger RNA, 1992 nt
Organism: Eimeria acervulina
Lineage: Eukaryota; Apicomplexa; Conoidasida; Eucoccidiorida; Eimeriidae
Exons: 3
Coding region: 1-1992 (663 amino acids)
Biological process (GO): phospholipid biosynthetic process
Cellular component (GO): membrane
Molecular function (GO): phosphotransferase activity, for other substituted phosphate groups
Source: RefSeq, a predicted model, not a curated record